ACAACUUCCUGACGUACCCCUUUCUAGCCAGUCUUUCGACAGAGCCGAUGAGUUGAAGAGACAGUGAAAGCGUGGCUCUCCAAUCGUGGCUGCUGUAUACGGGCACCUAAUUCGUGGAGAAACUCAUCUGGUUGUUCCUUUUUCACCCGUCUGCCACAGCUAACGAAAUUAACAUUAGCUUAGCUUGUCGGCGAUAAGCGACGUCUGGGUGGAAAAACAGAUGAAUGGGACUUUUCCUUGCGCUUACGAGAACGGUUAAUUCAUCUCUCUGCCACUAGCACUGGUGCUUGUUAAAUUUAGCUGUAGUUUCCGUAAAAAGGGGCUGCCAUGGAGCCGCACACGGGCUGUGUGAACAUUGGCAGUCUGACUAGCACCUUACCAGUAAUUCCCUACCAGAAGCUGACAAACCUUCACUACCUGAGUAAAGGUGGUUUCGGUACUGUAUUCAAGGCUCAGCACUCGGACUGGCGGACAACUGUGGCCAUCAAGUGCCUCAAGCUCGAUUCUCCCGUUGGCGAAAGGGAAAGAAACUGCCUGCUGAAGGAGGCAGAGGUGUUGCAUAAAGCCAGGUUCAACUACAUCAUCCAGAUCUUCGGCGUCUGUAAUGAGCCCGAGUUCUUCUGCAUAGUUACAGAGUUCAUGAGCAAUGGCUCCCUAGACCUGCUGCUCCACGAGAAAGUUCUUUACCCCCUGCUUGCUUGGCCUUUGCGGCUCAGGAUUCUGUAUGAGAUUGCUCUGGGGGUCAACUUUCUUCACAACAUGACUCCACCCCUUUUACAUCAUGAUCUUAAGACACAAAAUAUUCUAUUGGAUGGGGAAUUUCAUGUUAAGAUUGCAGACUUUGGCCUUUCAAAAUGGCGGCAGCUCUCAGUCAGUAAAGGUUCAGGGUCCAAGCCUACAGAAAUGGGGGGCACAGUAAUCUAUAUGCCCCCCGAAAAGUAUGAGCCUUCCAACACUCGGCGGGCUGAUGUCAAACACGACAUGUACAGCUAUGCAAUAAUUAUGUGGGAAGUUCUGUCCAGGCAGAUUCCAUUUGAAGAAGUGACCAACCCCAUGCAGAUCAUGUUUAGCGUGCUGCGGGGACGGCGUCCUGACACAGGCUUGGAUAGCCUGCCCGCCAAUAUCCCCAGUAGAGAGACUCUCAUCAACAUUAUGACCUGCGGCUGGACCGCUAACCCUGAUGAACGACCCUCCUUCCUCAAGUGUCUGAUUGAGCUGGAGCCCAUGCUGAGGAGAUUCAAUGAGAUUGAUUUUAUGGAAGCUGUGUUGGAGAUCAAGAAAUCAAAGUUGAUGAGGAUGACAGCCAGCUGCACAGCCCAGCCAGCCUGUGAAAAGAGGAAAGAGCAGGAAUCACUGAAGGACAGCCCCAGCUCCUGGCCGGAGAGCUCCACCUCAGGAUCAGGGUCUUGUUCAUCCCAGGAAGUAGAAGUAUCUCAGCCAGGCUUCCUCACCAGCUGCAGCAUUGUGCCACCCUCUAAAGAAGAGUCUCCAUUGUCAUUCAUGUCCAAUGCUCUUGAGCCUCCUAAGUCACUGCAGGACCACAACCCAGUCAACAAUCAAAGUGACUACCAGAGUGCCAAACCUAUGAAUGACUUGAAUAUACCUGUCAAAACAAUGAUACCUAUAAAUGAAUGUGAGAGCCGUCUAGAGAAUAUCACGCUACAGCAACAAGCCGACAACUCGCCUCCAUUGCCCCUCUCCACUCCCUCGCAGGGCCCCAUCGGAAAGUGGAUUGCAGUGCGGCGCGAAGAAAUCAUCCGCCAGAUGACUGAUGCCUGCCUGAAUCAGAGCUUGGAUGCCCUGCUGGCACGCUCACUGUUGAUGCACGAAGACUAUGAGCUGGUGAUCAACCAGCCCACGCGCACUGCCAAGGUCCGCCAUCUUCUAGACACAUGCAAUCGCCGCAAUGAGGAUUUCUGUUACGUGGUUGUCCGCAAGCUAUAUGAAAACAAACAGAUGGGCCUACAGCCAUACCCAGCUGAACUGGGCUUCCCUACAGUCCCCCUUGUCCACAGCACACCAACACUUUCCAUAUCCUAUAAUAUCCCCAGGACCAUGUAGCGGCAGUCCCCAGACAAGCAGUGGAAAUGCUUCAGUUGUUGUCAAGAUGAUUGUCAUGGCUCAAGCUCUGCCAGUGUCUCACAUGAAAAGGCGGAAAAAUUCAAGCUGGUCUGACUAGUGGCUUGUGGCUUUGAAGGUAGGCAAAAGGAAUCAAAUGUAAAGAUGUUUGAAAACGGUUGGAUUUCACAAAGCUAUCCACUAUGCUAGGACGGAUUCCAAUAUGCCAGAUAUUCUUCUCUAGUAUAUAUAAUCAGCAGUACCCAGUCUAUUCUGACUGAAUCAGUGGUUUAAUUAAAAAAUAUGAUCCACUUCAUUCUGAGUGAACUUGGAUCUACUGCUGGAGCCUCACCCCGAUGGUUAUGUUUUUUAACUUUGUCUACAUAAACUCAAAGUUACCUGAAAGGUAUACUGUUACAGCCCCGUGUGUGUGGCCUUAUUUAUAUAAUGCAAAUGUUCCACCGAUGUACUUAAUCCGAGAGAGAUUCAGAAAAAUUUGGAAUGUUAACAGGCCAGAGAAAUGUCAGCCUAAAACAGUAUACGUUCAAUUGUAAAACCCUUCUCUUUAAGUCGACCGUUGCGUUCAUCUUUUGCUUUAUUCAGACUCUUUUCUGCCUUCCAAGUAUAGGUAUUACUACUGUGACUACUGCAUUUGUUCUGAACCAUCUAGUACAAACCAGGAAAUGAAUGGACUGUCAAGUGUUGAACAAGACCAGAGUACACAUGACCUCAGCCAUUUGGUCAUCUAAUAUGUGGUCUAAAGGAAUAAGUAAGCACUCGUUUUUGUUUUUCAUGUCUCUGCCAAUUCACAUUUUGAAAAGGGUGAAAAAAGGACUGGAGAACAAGAGAACAGAGAGUGUGUGUUUGGGGGGGGGGGUCUAUAGUACAACAACACGCCAUGGCAUCUCACAAGUCUGUGCAGAGAGCUAAGCUGGCUAAAGCCAGCAUGUUGCUUUUCUAUUCAGCUCAGUUUUAUUGAACUUAUGUGUUGAACCCCAUGUGUGUCGCCUAUGUCUUAUGGGUCUAGGCAUCUUUGAUUCCUCUGUAUUAAGUAGACAAUUUCGGAGGGGACUGAUCUUAACGUGUUUCCCCCAGAAGUAAGAUAAAGCUUACAUUUUGUCCCUCAAAGGGGCAAUAUGAUGCAUCUUGUUUAUUGUUGAGUUCAUCAUGAGGGCAAUUGGUUCUGCCAUCUGAGGCCCCAUGUUUCAGCUCAAAAAAAUGGUGAAAAAAAGGUUUGCUACCCUUUAAGCUUAGUCAGCGAUCUAGCAUUACUAGUCUUCUGAACUGGAAUUCCAGCCAGUGAGGCCAGAAUUUCCCAGUCUGUUUGAAAUACCACAUGGAGUCUGUUGGUUUUUGGUACAGCCUGUCCUGCCCAGUGUUAAUGGUAGGCUGAUGAGAUUUGCCAAGGCAUGGAUCAAAAAUAAAAUGGUGACUCUUCACAUUGAAUCCAGAAAGGUGUGUGUGUGUGUGUGUGUGUGUGUGUGUGUGUGUGUGUGUGUGUGUGUGUGUGUGUGUGUGUGUGUGUGUGUGUAAGAUUAAAGUGGACUGCAUAUGUUUUUUUGCUUUUUUUCCCUUCUUAUUGGAAGCUACACUUUUACCUGAUAUCAGACAGAAUUGUCAACUUGUUAACACUCCAUUUCCAUCGGUCAACUUGGUGGAGUGGGUAGAUUCAAAGGUCUGGACCCAGGCAAACACUUCUUCCUACUGUUCUCAAAUAGCCCCACAGUACUAUGCUCUCCAAGUAGGGAAUACCAAAUAUCACUGUCUUCUGUAGUCACCUGGACACUGCUAGAAUUAACGUGCUCCUAUGGAUUCUUGAACUGGGUAACUUUGGAUAUGAAGGCAUCAAAAACUAACUUGGGUAAAAACUUUGCUUUACAACAUGAGUCAU
This is a messenger RNA of Lampris incognitus (smalleye Pacific opah), 3949 nucleotides long. Its product is annotated as receptor-interacting serine/threonine-protein kinase 2-like. Gene Ontology annotation, molecular function: JUN kinase kinase kinase activity; ATP binding. Gene Ontology annotation, biological process: positive regulation of canonical NF-kappaB signal transduction; protein phosphorylation; innate immune response. Lineage: Eukaryota; Metazoa; Chordata; Actinopteri; Lampriformes; Lampridae. The record is from RefSeq and is a predicted model, not a curated record. The transcript is spliced from 11 exons. The coding region runs from base 328 to 2061 and encodes 577 amino acids.